Messenger RNA from Cladophialophora immunda, 522 nucleotides. RefSeq lists its product as uncharacterized. The transcript has a single exon. The coding region runs from base 1 to 522 and encodes 173 amino acids. The record is from RefSeq and is a predicted model, not a curated record. Lineage: Eukaryota; Fungi; Ascomycota; Eurotiomycetes; Chaetothyriales; Herpotrichiellaceae.
AUGGGAACGCCUCUACACGAAAAGGCAUCGCUGGCCAUCGUCGCGGAUUUCAUUAAGCGUGAUGACAUGGACGGGCUCAAGGAGUACAAGCACGGCCGUCUCAGCUCUCAACGCAAUUCGUAUCAAAUGGCGAAGAAUGCAAUUGAGUUGGAUGCCGAAAUUGAUGUGUCCUCUUGCCAACACUCGUCUAAAGCGUUUGGACCACUUCUUGAAGAGAUAUAUGAUUUGAUGGCAAGAAUCCAAUCUCCGAACCCUAUUCAGAGCCCUGUUCAGGGUUCUCUACAAAAUCCGGUCGUGGAUGAUGCGCAGUUCCACGCCACGACGCAACGCCUUCAAGCAUCUGUCGAUACAGCAAUACACAUAACGAGGGGCACCGGAUUGCGAGGGCAACAUUACGUGGAUGGGGCUGUUGCUGCACUCAACGCGCAUCUUGCGACGGGAGGAUUAGAGCAGGUACGAGCACCUAUUGUCAAGGACGACGGCAUGCACGGUGUGCUCACGGGGUUGUCUUUGAUGCCGUAG